This is a messenger RNA of Gaeumannomyces tritici R3-111a-1, 2529 nucleotides long. RefSeq lists its product as hypothetical. The transcript has 4 exons. Gene Ontology annotation, molecular function: metalloendopeptidase activity. The record is from RefSeq and is a predicted model, not a curated record. NCBI's taxonomy places the organism in Eukaryota, Fungi, Ascomycota, Sordariomycetes, Magnaporthales, Magnaporthaceae. Gene Ontology annotation, cellular component: plasma membrane. Bases 368 to 2461 code for a protein of 697 amino acids. Gene Ontology annotation, biological process: protein processing.
GAAAUUUGAGCUCCAACCUUUUGGGUUUGCACGACUCUACCAUUGUUUCCCCUUUCAGCCUGCGUCAGGAAACUGCACUCAUCUUAUGCUCGCAAUCAAUCACGGCUCAAGAGAGUUCCGGUACUCCCGGUAGUCGCCACGAUGAGGGAUGAGGGGCUGGCCGUCACCCCUGAAUCUAAUGGGCAGGCGUCCAGCAGUGGUAUUUAUUUCACGGCGAAGCCCCGACUUGGCGGUUAUGUUGUGACAGCCUUGGCCGUGCUCUCACCCCUUGCAGAGUUCCCCAGGCCAAGCCUCCAGAUCGAGCACACGCCGGCGACUAGGUACCCCACAGCCAACGUCUUAGCUCGAGCUGUCGACAUCAGCCACCAUGAGGAUCGCACGUGCCGCCCAGACCGUGUGCACGCUCGGCGUGUGCACCGACGUUGGCUCCGAGCUGGCCCGCCACCUCCAGGUCAACACCACCCAGCUCGACCUGUGCGCCCCCGGCAACUUCGAGACCUGGGUCUGCGACGGAUGGCGCCAAGACCACAAGCUGCGCCCCGAGCAGGGCCGCAUGAGCAACGACAACCUGCUCCAAGACCGGGCUGAUAACAUCGUCUCGACCUACCUCAACGGCACAAAUGCCCCCAUCGACACCCCCGCCGAUGCCGAGAGCUUCGCCAAGGCCAAGGCUGCCUACAGCGCCUGCAUGAACGUCGAUGCCAUCCAGAAUGUCGGCGUCGCUCCCAUCCAGGCCAUGCUGGACGAGGUCGCCGCCUUGUACCCCGCCGACGGUAAAGAGACACCUCUCCAAGACGUCUUGUUGUAUUUGCAGAAGCUCGGCAUAUUCCCCUUCAUCGGCAUCGGCCCUGGCAGGGACGACAAGUUUCCGCUCGUCCGGCUUGUGGUAGUCGCUCCCAAGAGCCAGCUCACCCUGUCGACGAACUUCUACACGGACAACAAUACCAUGGCAUCGUACCAGUCAGCCAUGUCCAAGGUCUUCGCCGCCAUACUACCCAGCGCCAACGCCAGAGCCAAGGCCGAGCAGCUCGCCAACCAGGUGGUCGACUUUGAGAAGGCUGUGUCUGCCAUCACUCCGCCGCUUAUCGACAUCUUCGAUGUGAAUAAAUACUACAACAUCAUGUCUCUGGAGGAGACCGACAAGCUCGCCCCGAGCCUCGGGAUGAAACAUGUCAUCUCCACGCUGUCGCCUACCGACUUCAAAAACGACCGCUUGUUGACUUCUUUCCCCGAGUUCAUCCCGAAAGUCGAGGCCAUCGUCAAGACCACGUCCAAGGAGGCGAUCCAGGCCUACCUCUCUUGGACCGUGGUGAACCAGUUUUACCGCUACGUGAUGGCCCCCGAGACCGAACCCCUGCGCGUCUUUAACAACGAGCUGCAGGGGAGGGACCCUACGGCAUUCCCGGCUAGGUGGCGGACUUGCCUCAACGAGGUUUCGGACAUCAACGGCCUUGGCUGGAUCCUGGGGCGUUUCUACACCAACGACCACUUCUCCGGAAACAGCCUCCAGCUGAUGCAGUCUAUUGUGGCCUAUAUGAAGACGCAAUACGCCAACAGCAUCAACUCCCUCACCUGGCUUGACGGCCCUGUUCGCGACUACGCCCUCAAGAAGCUGGACGCUGUUGGCACGCUUCUGGGCUUCCCUGAGAAGCUGCCUGUCAACGUAUCAGACGCCGAGUCCGUCAGGGCAUUCUACGCCCCGCUCAAGAUCGACGACUCCUACUUCAACAACUCGAUCGCGGCUGCGCGGUUCUCUGUUGCCCUCCCCUGGGACCAGCUGAACACACCCUACGACCGCGAAGUGUUCGAGAUGACGCCUCAGACUGUCAACGCCUACAACAACCCCAACAGCAACCUGAUCGCCUUCCCCGCCGCCAUUCUGCAGACCCCCUACUUCCACAAGGACCUGCCGGCCUACAUGAACUUUGCCGUCACGGGCUAUACCGUCGGCCACGAGAUCUCGCACAGCUUCGACAACAACGGUCGCAGCUUCGGCGCUGACGGUGCCUAUGGCGAUUCGUGGUGGACCAACCGGACCAACGCCGAGUACGCGGCGCGCUCGCAGUGCUUCAUCGACCAGUACGCCAACUUCUCGGUCCCCAACACGGACGGCACCCCCCUGCACCUCGACGGGCAGCAGACGCUGGGUGAGAACAUUGCCGACGCAGGCGGCGUCGACACGGGCUUCCUGGCCUGGAAGCAGUACGUGGCCGAGAAGGCGCCCGGCGGCGUCGACGUCACCCUGCCCGGGCUCGAGGCCUACUCGCACGAGCAGAUGUACUUUAUCGCCUACGCCAACGGCUGGUGCGGCGCCGCCCGCCCCAACGCCCUCAUCUCGCAGGUCUUCUCCGACUCGCACUCGCCCGCCCAGUUCCGCGUCACGGGCCCGCUGAUGAACUCGAGGCACUUCCGCGAGACGUUUGGCUGUGCGAGCAAGGAGCCUACGUGCAAGAUCUGGUAGACGGGCAGCAGGCAGGGCUGAGUGUAACUGCUAGAUAAUAUAAUAGUCUAAUAUGAACUCUUGUGUAC